Alligator sinensis (Chinese alligator) is the source of this 1809-nucleotide messenger RNA. RefSeq names its product Wnt family member 6 (gene WNT6). Gene Ontology annotation, cellular component: extracellular region. The record is from RefSeq and is a predicted model, not a curated record. Gene Ontology annotation, biological process: cell fate commitment; canonical Wnt signaling pathway; neuron differentiation. Lineage: Eukaryota; Metazoa; Chordata; Crocodylia; Alligatoridae. Gene Ontology annotation, molecular function: cytokine activity; frizzled binding.
CCAGGCCAGGCCGAUGCAUUGGUGCCCAGGCAAGGAGCAGCCAGCUUUCCUCCUGGUCCCCCUGCCCACCACUCUCACUGCCCCGGUCUCUAGCUGCCUCGAGGGAGGCUCUGAUGGGAGCACAGCUCCCUGGCAGCUCGCAGUGCCCAAGCCCAGCCCCUGCUUCCAAGCCUCAGCCAGGAAAUGCAACUGCCUCUGGGGUGGAGCUGGUAAGAGAUGCAGAGCAGCUCGUGCUCAUGGGGGCUGUGGGGUGGGGGAUCCCGGCAGCCUCUACAGCCACGGCCGGCCCCAGAGGCCUGGACCAGGUAUCUCUGGUGGCAUCAAGGCAGAGCCAAGACAGCUGUGUGCCCAGGAAAGGGCACAACCUGGGGGUGGCGGCACGGGGGUGCCCCCGCGCUCCCCGGCCGUGCUGCUGUCUCCCUGCAGGGCGGUGGGCAGCCCGCUGGUCAUGGACCCCAACAGCAUCUGCCGCAAGGCACGCCGGCUGGCAGGGAAGCAGGCCGAGCUGUGCCAAACGGAGCCCGAGAUCGUGCAGGAGGCGGCGCGCGGUGCCCGGCUGGGCGUGCGAGAGUGCCAGCACCAGUUUCGUUUCCGGCGCUGGAACUGCACCAGCCACAGCAAGUACUUCGGCCGCAUCCUGCAGCAGGGUAAGCCCCGGGGCUGGGGGCAGCUGGGCCUGGGCCUGCCCCCGGCCGGCCCCGCGCCUGACGGCGCUGCCUGGGAGUGGGGUGGCUGCGGCGACAACGUACGCUUCGGCUACGAGAAGUCGCAGCUCUUCAUGGACGCACGGCGCAAGCGGGGCAAGGCCGACAUCCGUGCCCUUGUGGACCUGCACAACAAUGAGGCCGGGCGCCUGGCGGUGCUGAAGUACACGCGCCUGGAGUGCAAGUGCCACGGGCUGUCGGGUUCGUGUGCCCUCCGCACCUGCUGGAAGAAAAUGCCGCCCUUCCGGGAGGUGGGUGACCGCCUCCUCGAGCGCUUCAACGGCGCCGUGCGCGUGAUGGGCGCCAAUGACGGGCGCACACUGCUGCCCCUGGGCGCCAGCAUCAAGCCGCCCGACGGGCAGGACCUGGUGUACUCGGCUGACUCGCCUGACUUCUGCCUGGCCAACCGCAAAACGGGCUCGCCAGGCACCCGUGGGCGCCUCUGCAACAGCACGGGGCUGGGCACGGGCGGCUGCGACCUGCUGUGCUGCGGCCGGGGGCACCGCGACGAGGCCGUGGUGCUGGAGGAGAACUGCCUGUGCCGCUUCCACUGGUGCUGUGUGGUGCAGUGCCGCAAGUGCGCCGUGCGCAAGGAGCUCAGCCUCUGCGCCUGACGCCCCAGGGACGCCACAACCCUCUGGGAAUGCCGCAACCCACCGGGGAUGCUGAGACCACCCAGGGACGCCAAGACCCACUGGGGAUACCGAGACCACCCAGGGACGCCAAGACCCAUUUGGGGAUGCCCAAACCCACCGGGGAUGCCGAGACGACCCAGGGAUGCCAAGACCCAUUUGGGGAUGCCCAAACCCAACUGGGGAUGCCUGCCCAAGGAUGCCGCGACCCACUUGGGGAUGCCCAAACCCACCUGGGGACACCCAUCCAGGGAUGCCGCAGCCCACCUGGGGAUGUUGAGUCCCACCCGGGGAUACGAUGACCCACCCAGGGACGCCCAAGACUGGACGCUGGGAGCCAGGCUCUGCGCCCUGUGCCCAGGCUGGCACGGGGAUGGGGGUGCACAGACUCAGAGGGGUGCCAGGUUCCCCCCUCCCCAAGGGCUCUGAUGGCAAGGGGGGGACCUGCUCAUUAGGCUAAUAAAGCUAUUUAA